This is a messenger RNA of Peronospora matthiolae, 2175 nucleotides long. The record is from the annotation of a GenBank genome assembly. Lineage: Eukaryota; Oomycota; Peronosporomycetes; Peronosporales; Peronosporaceae.
AUGUCGUCCAACAACACCUCGGCCAGUGUCUCCAUCGAUAAGUUCGAUGGGGACAACUACUCAACCUGGUGUCGCUACAUGCGCGGCGUGUUUCUGACGAAGUCAGUCUGGUACGUCGUGAACCGCGAAACGUCUCCAACCUUCACCGACACGCGAGCUUCCGACGAGUACGUCAAGGCGAGCAACAUCGCGUUCGGGUUGAUGUUGCUCCACAUGGACGCCGACUACCACCAUGUGGUCGACAACUGUGAAGAAGCAUGGACAGCGUGGUCGCGGUUGAAGAUGCUCUAUGGUGGGUCGCAGAAGGCGGGACGCAUCUACCUCAAGCGCCAGCUGUUCAGCAUCAAGAUGGCGGAAGGUGCCAACGUCUUGCACCAUUGCAACGAAGUCUUGAACAUCGGCGCCAAGCUCAGCAGCAUCGGUGCCAAGAUGGAAGACGAAGACAUUGCGAUCUGCUUACUGCGCAGUCUGCCCAAUAGUUUCGAGAACGUGGUUCUCAACUUGGAGAUGAGCAAUGCAGAGCUGCGCACGCAAGAUGUGGUCAAGGUGCUGACUAACGAGCACAUCAAGCGACAAGGCGAGAAGAUGACAACGGCAACGACAACGGUGAAGACUGAAGAUGCGACAAAGGCAUUCAGUACCGAGCGCAAGCCCUACCAAUGCACAUACUGCGGCAAGGUGGGGCACACGGCAGAGCGUUGCUGGACGAAGCAAAGGAUGAAAGUCGAGGAGCCCAACGCGGCGGCAAUGGUCGUCGACGCGGGUCAAACAAUGUCCACUGGCGACAUUAUGAUGAAGGCAACAGCUACGAUCGACGGGGCAACACAUCACAUCUGCCACGACAAGUUCAAGUUUGCAAGCUUGGUCGAAGGCAAUGAUGGCGAGAUCCUGGUGGCUGAUGGCAACAAGGCGGCCAUCAAAGGUGUGGGGACCAUCGUGGAAAAGGUGAUUCUGCCAAACGGGGAAGAGCGCGAGAUCGAGAUCAAGAACGCGCUCUAUAUUAACAAGCACGGCAACUUCCAAGUGGUGUUUGACGGGGAUACGAUGUACGUCGCUCGCAAGGAUUCCAAUCAAGUGGUGGCAGCUGCGGAUCUUGUAGACGGACUCUACUGGCUUCGCACGACGCAGCGAUCGGCCAAUGCGACAUCACUCAGCAACGCUGUUGAUCUACAUGCGCGAAUGGGCCAUGCUCCAGUAGACGUGCUUCGCAGGAUGGUGACAAGCCACAUGAUCAAGGACGCUCACAUCCCUUCCAAGCCGAAUGGAUCAAGUGUGUGUCGAGGAUGCCAAGAAGGGAAGAUGGUCCAAAAACCAUUCCCGAGCAACCGUGACAAGCGCACCUACAACACCUUCGAGAUGCUCCACUUCGACAUCUGCGGACCCAUGGAAGAAAAAUCUCUGGGUGGCAGCAAGUAUCUGCUGCUGAUCGUGGAUGAAGCCAGCGGAUGCAUGAAGGGUUUUUGUCUGCAUUCCAAGUCAGAGAGCGAAGAGUGCAUCAAGAAGUACAUCACGAUGAUACAGACGCAGUUCAACAAGAAGGUCAAAUUUGUGCGACACGAUGGAGCCCGCGAAUUUGCGACGAACUCGCUUCAAGAUUUCUACGAAGUCGAAGGCAUCGAGCAACAAACCACGGUGCCAUACGCACAUCAAGCCAAUGGAACUGCUGAACGCGCGAUUCGAACUAUCGUCACCAUCGGUCGUAGCAUGCUCCAUCAUGCCAAGUUGGACAAGUGCUUCUGGGCUGAAGCGGCAAUGACGGCCGUCUAUGUGAAGAACCGUUUGCCGUCACCCAAGAUUCCACACAAGACACCGUUCGAGAUUGUCUACAAUUCUAAGCCAAGUGUCAAGCACAUGCGCGUUUUUGGGUGCCAAGCAUACAUCUUGACCCCGAAGGAGAAACGACUCAAGUGGGAUCCCAAGGCCCGGGCUGGAUUGUUUUUGGGCUACGAAGAAGUGUCCAAGGCGUAUCGAGUUUACGACAUCGAAGCGGGGCAGGUGAUGAUAAGUCGCGAUGUCAACUUCGAUGAGUCGGCCUUUGGAAUGUCGAUGCUGAUUUCCGAUGACGAUGUUGAUGGCCUGGACUUUGAAUCGAUCGAUCUUGAUGAUGAAGAACCGCGUCCCGAGACACUUCAAACAAACAGGAAAGCGCAAGGCCCAACCCAGUCACGACAAUGA